AAAUAUUGCCAGCGGAAAAUGGAAUGUGGCUGUGCGAACAACUUUUUGGGGCCAUCGUUGGACCAAACAUGCGGAGGUUCGAUAUUCCUAUUUAUGACCCUACUAGACACUUUUAUAAGAAAUGCUUGCGAUAUAUCAGAAGCAUGUGAAAGAGUAAUUCCCCGCAGAAGGCCAGAUCCUGAGUACGAUUUUGUAGUGAUCGGAGGCGGUAGUGGCGGUGCUACUGCUGCGGGAAAAUUGGCAGAGGUACCGGGUUGGAAAGUGCUGUUAAUAGAGGCUGGAAAUGACGAACCGCCAGGGUCACAGGUUCCAUCAAUGGUAGUGAGUUACCAUGGAAAUAAGUACGUUGAUUGGAAAUACAAAACCGAACCGGAAAAAGUGGCAUGUCAAGGAUACCCUGAAAAAAGAUGCAGUUGGCCUAGGGGUAAAGUCCUUGGUGGAUGCAGUGUCAUUAACGGAAUGAUGUAUACUAGAGGCACACCGAAAGAUUACGACUCAUGGGCUGCAGCCGGUAAUGAGGGUUGGAGUUAUAGAGACGUCCUUCCGGUGUUCAAAAGAUUCGAAGACAACAAAGAAAUCGGAACACUCGUAGAAGCCGAAUUUCACGGAACUGGCGGACCUUUGACGACUUCACGCUUCAACGAUCAACCUGAAUUGGCUUACGAUAUCUUGACAGCCGCUAAACAAAGCGGCCAGAAAGUUAAUAAAGAUCUCAAUGGCAGAGAUCCUAGCGGAUUUGCGAUCGCUCAGUCUAAUACGAGAAACGGUGUUAGAUUAAGCAGUGCUCGUGCCUAUAUAAGGCCACAGAGGUAUAACACUAAUCUGCAUGUAAUGCUUAACUCAACCGUGACAAAAAUUAAUUUGAGAAAAGAUGGAAAACAAAAAAUUGUUGACAGCGUAGAAUUUGUUUACGAAGAUAAAAAAUAUACGGUGAAAGUAAAAAGCGAAGUAGUCCUAGCCGCAGGAGCUAUAAACUCUCCACAAAUUCUUCUGCUUUCAGGAAUUGGUCCAAAAGCUGAUCUUGACAAGGUUGGAAUUCAACAAGUUCAUGAUCUACCAGGCGUAGGAAAAAAUCUAAAGAACCACGUCACUUUUUAUAUCACUUAUUUGCUAAAGAAAAAGAAGGAUUUUGUAGAUCUAGAUUGGGCCACGGCUAUGAACUACAUUGUAAAUAAAAAAGGACCUAUGUCAUCAACAGGUAUGUCACAGGUGACAGCACGAAUCAACUCAAAAUACGCAGAUCCAAGUGGCAGCAACCCAGAUCUUCAAAUAUUUUUUGCAGGAUACUUAGCAAAAUGUGCUAAGACAGGCGAAGCCAGAGCGCUUGAAGAUCCAGAAAAACCAGACAAUCCAAAAACUUUAACAAUGUCUCCAGUUACUUUGCACCCCAAGAGUAAAGGAUAUGUCACACUGAAAUCCAAGAAUCCACUUGAUGCUCCAUUGAUGGUAGCCAAUUAUUUGUCUGAGCCAGAGGAUGUGCAGGUAUUAGUUGAUGGAAUAAGAGUGAUUCAAAAACUAAUGAAUACUACUGUUAUGAAACAAAAAUAUGGACCUGAACUUAUAAAGGAGGAUUAUGGAGAAUGCAACAAAAAAUAUAAACAUGACUCUGACGACUUCUGGCAAUGUGCAAUAAGGUACUACACCGGUCCAGAAAACCAUCAGGCGUGUUCACUUAAAAUGGGACCAUCUUCAGACCCAAUGGCUGUUAUUGAUAAUAGACUUAUGGUUCAUGGUAUCGAUGGUAUUAGAGUUAUGGACGCAUCUGCAAUGCCAAUUUUAGUAUCUGGUAAUACUCAUGCCACAAUAGUUAUGAUGGCAGAAAGAGGUGUUGAUUUUAUUAAAGCUAGGUGGAGACCACAACCCAUUGUUAAUAGAUUUGGAAACAAUAAUCCCUUAAGUGGUAAUAACUCUCCUGGAGCACAUCAAAAUCCUUCAGUUAAUAACGGCGUUAACCACGUAGGUGUCGGAGAUAGAUUUGGGGAAAAUGAUCCAUUCUACGAUCAUCCAUCAUGGAAUCCGAACAGCGCAGGAGUAAAAGGACACAACUACCAUUAUUACCAUGGGGUUAAAAGUGGCGUGAAAAGUAGAUAAAGAGAAAAGGAAGUUUUAUUUUAGAAAUAAUAAAAUAUAUUUAUUUGUCGGAAUUUAUUGGUAUGUAAUAUUCAUCAAAUUGUUUUUGAUUGAAUCGUACAAGUGUAUAAAUAUUGUGAGUAAAAAAUGUAUUUACCGAU
Diabrotica balteata is the source of this 2231-nucleotide messenger RNA. NCBI's taxonomy places the organism in Eukaryota, Metazoa, Arthropoda, Insecta, Coleoptera, Chrysomelidae. The record is from the annotation of a GenBank genome assembly.